This is a messenger RNA of Ostreobium quekettii, 2655 nucleotides long. The record is from the annotation of a GenBank genome assembly. Lineage: Eukaryota; Viridiplantae; Chlorophyta; Ulvophyceae; Bryopsidales; Ostreobiaceae.
AUGGGCGCGGCAGCGGCCGUGGAGCUGGAGGGGCCAGCGUCCGAGGGGCGGCUGUUCACAGACGAGUGUGAAUCGACAGAGAGGGGCGGGUUGCGAAAUUAUGUGGACAACCUCGAGGUGGACAACUCCAAUCCGCAGUACCACGACAUGGAUGGCGCGAGGUUCAAGCGCGUGAACGCGCGGGACGGAUCGGUGCGCUACGACUCUCUUCAGGGGUUUGUCUCCGCGAGGGUGACCGGGUACGUCUUCACGCACAUGGCGCUGAUGAACUGGGAACUGCUGGUGGGGACCGUGGACGUUGAAUCUGGGUUUUCGCCGGCAAGGGUGCUCAACAGCAGCAACUUGAACGAGCACGUGGUGGCAUCCAGCAUGGAGGAGGGGGAGACGGUGGGCUGGGUGAAGUUCCGGGUGGCACUGGAGGGGCUGGUGGUGGACUGUCCGCGCAGCGUGCAGGUGGAGAUGCGGGGCAGCGCCACCGCGGACACCAACGCUGGGUGGGGCCUGCAGCUUGGGGCGGUCGAGCUGGAGGAGAGCGCGACCCCGAUGUGCGGGAUCCCUUCGUGUGUGCCCGGUCAGGAGAUUUUGGACAAGUGCGGGGAACCGCGAGCGAGCGAGGGCCUCACGGGGCUGCUGGAUGACACCGAUUCGAUCGACGCGAAUGUUUACGAGGCGACGGCCAACGUCGUGGUGGACCGGUCCAACGCGUCGGCCUUCUUCGCCGGGGAUGCAGCGCGGUUCAAGCGGGCGGACGGCGCCCCCGGCGGGGUCACGUAUUUCGUGCCCGAGGGCGUGCUGUCCAUGUCGCUCACGGUGUUCGCCUGCGGCGGCGUGGGCCGCCUCACGGUGACGCCCUACUCGGACCCCGAUUGCAGGCCCCUCUCGGUGCGGCCAAUCCUGGACGACUCCGGCUUCGAGAUGGAGGGCGGGCAGGGCUGGGAGUUGCAGCUCUCGGAGGUGCGGCUCACCGGCUACGGGGUCGCCCAGAACGCCGCGGGCCUGACUGCCCUCGCGCAGCGCCCGCAGAAGGGCAGGAGCGUCGUGGAGCGGUUCUUCCCCGUGCUGGUGCUGGCCGCAUGCCUGAGCGGGAUAGUCGCCAUCACGCUCGCGCUGAAGGUUACGCGGCUGUGCCGCGGCGCAAACGGCUCCCCGCCCCAGCUGGUGCGCUGGAUCGCCAACAACGAGUUCGGCCGCGGCGACGGCACGGGGGGAAAGCCCGACAAGGCCGCAUUCGACCGGAUCUCCACUUUCACCAGCCUCACGCCGAGGGGCACCAGCCUGGGAAUGCAGGGCUACUCCUCGCCUGCCAAGAGCAACAGCCUGAGCCCGCGGGGAACCGCCCUGGGUAUGCAGGCAUACCCCUCCCCUCGCACCGGUGCGGCGAUCGGCCCUCGCGGGGUACAAAUGCACGGAUACUCCUCCCCUCAUACCAAACCGACGAUUAGUCCGAGGGGGUCGCAGAUGCAUGGAUACUCUUCGCCUGGAACCCAGCCCACGGUCAGUCCAAAGGGCGCGCAGAAGCAAGGAUAUGCCGCACCCAUGAAGCCGAUCUCCGAAGCCGCCAGCCUGCGCAGCAUUAGCUUCUCCAGCGAGGUGAAGGCCAAGGUGGAGCCCCCGCGGCGCCAGGGGCACAGGCGCGGCUCCUCCUUCUUCGAGCAGCGCAUGCGCGACAUCCAGAAGACCUUCGCGCCUGCUAAGAAGCCCGCAAUGGCGAAUCGAGAGGGCGAGCUGGUGCGGGAGAAGAUGGUGGGGCAGGGGGGUUUCGGCAGCGUGUGGAAGGCCACAUGGGAGGGGGCGCCCGUGGCUUUGAAAAUUGUCGCCUUGCCUGCGUCGCUGAGCGCCGAGGCCAGGAAGGCGCGAAUGGCUGUCACGGAGGCAGCCGUCUCGGGCUGCCUGGCGCACCCGAAUGUUGUUCAGACUUUCACUUGUGACGUGCGGGCCACACCGGGGGAAGAGGGGGGCGAGGGGGACGCCGCUGCCAAGGGCAGCAGGCCGUGGACACCGUGGGGGGAGUUCGCGGGACAGAAACGCCGGGGGGUGACAAAUUUCAUUGCGGGGGGGUCGCCGAGGCGGCUGGAGAUACGGCUGGUGAUGGAGUACUGCGACGGGGGUUCGCUCAGGGACGCACUGAGAGAACGCAGGUUCUUGGACAAGGCGGGCCGACCGGUGUUUGAGCAUGUGCUUCUGACGGCCCUGGACAUUGCCCGAGGCAUGCGGUGCCUGCAUCACAGCAGAAUAAUUCACGGGGACUUGAAGCCCGGCAACGUGCUCUUGAAAUUGGCGAGCGGGGACGGUCGCAACCUCAUAGCCAAAGUUGCGGAUUUUGGAGCGAGCGUUCCGAUGGGCCAAUCGCAGUCAUGCACUGUUGGAGGGAAACGGGGUACAGAAGGGUACAUUGCCCCUGAGGUGGCCUCCAAUCAAGUGAUGUUCCCGGCAUCUGACGUGUACGCGUUCGGAAUGCUCUUGUGGGAAUUGUACACGUCUCGAAACAUUCGAGAAGCGAUGAAGGAGGAAGCAUUGCAGACUGAUCUCAAAGUGGUGCGCUGGAGGCCCAGGUUCCCUGCGGACUGCCCGCGGUCAUAUGUCAGGCUGGCAGGGGCGUGCUGGAACGAGUACCCGGACUGGCGGCCAAGCUUUGAGGCAAUCGUGCCAAGGCUU